Ostreococcus lucimarinus CCE9901 is the source of this 534-nucleotide messenger RNA. RefSeq lists its product with no specific name. Gene Ontology annotation, molecular function: cytoskeletal motor activity. Gene Ontology annotation, cellular component: myosin complex. The record is from RefSeq and is a predicted model, not a curated record. Lineage: Eukaryota; Viridiplantae; Chlorophyta; Mamiellophyceae; Mamiellales; Bathycoccaceae. The annotation marks the transcript as partial. The transcript has a single exon.
CCGUUUCUCGGCGUGAAAGAGCGUCGACGAAGUUCGUUCGCCAAGCGCGCGCUCGGGGACGAUCUCGGCGUCGCCAAGGAUGCGCUCGGCGCGAAGGCUUUGGAAAAGUACGGCGCCACGCGCGUCGUCUUCAGCGCGCGCGCGCUCAAGCUGAACCAUCGAGACGAGCUCAAGGCCCGCAUUCUCGUCGUCACGGACGUCGGCGUCAUGCUGCUGGACGAACAAACCAAACGCGUGCGACGGAGGUUUAGUUGGAAGGAUUUGGCGGAGGUGCGCGUGAGCGUGUACGCCGACGACUUUUUCGCGUUGGUGUCGCCGGACGAGUACGACACGCUGUGCGCGUGUAAUCGCAAGACGGAAGCAAUCGUCGCGAUGCGGGAGAUGUGGAAGCGCGAUCGGGCGAUGCGACGCGCGAGGGAUGGGACGGCGCUCGACGCGUUCGAGGAGUUACCCGUGACGGCGAGCGAGCGCUUCACGUACAGAGCGAGCGCGACGCGCGAACGCGCGGUGAAUUUCGUGCGCGUGGACGACGGU